UAACGACGUGCAUAGAAAUCUGGGAUAUUAAAUAAGUGAAAUAGGAGCAUGAAGACACGAUAUUUUAUUUUAGUUUUUAGUUUACGAUAAAAACGUAAAAAUUGCUGUCUUUUCUUAUGACUACUAAUUUUUACACCUCCAGUAGGAGUAGGUAUACUUCAAGUUUUAAUAUUAAGUGAAUUUGUGAGCCGAUCUGACUAUGGGGGGAAAUCGUUUUCAAUAGACACGAAGGAAAGUGAAUUGGAAAUAAUGGGAGUUCUAUUCAUUGACGACAGAACGGUUUCAUCGUUCACCUUGAAUAUACCAGCGCUAAUGGUGACACUGGACUCUAAUCGGAUAAAAUGUUAUUAUAUAUCUUGUUCCCGUUGCUGGUGCAACUGGCGCUAGCCCAUCGAUGCCCACUGCCGUUUCAGCUGAAACCGUUGGACACGAAUAACGGAUCGGAGGGAUGUUGCAACUGCGGCUUCAGGGAUACGUCGUAUAUGGACGCCAAAUGCGGCGCGAAGACGCCGUUCAUGAAUCUGGUGGAAAAAUUGAUUUCCGCCAGAUGCGACAUUUCUGACCCUUGCAACAGACUGGGCACAGAAGAAGUGCCCAACGAAUGGUUUGACUUUAUCGUGGUCGGCGGCGGCGUGGCCGGGCCGAUAAUCGCCAGGAGGCUCAGCGACAAUUAUUGGUGGAAGGUUUUACUGAUCGAAGCUGGACCAGAGGAACCGUCGAUGACGGCGGUUCCUGGACUUGCGUUCCAUACGAUUAACUCGUCCUUAGACUGGGACUACAAAACGGAGCCUACGGAACCUCACCCGACUGCGUGCUUAGAGACAAACGGAGUGUGCACUUGGCCGCGAGGUAAGAUGGUCUCCGGUACAGGCGGGAUGCACGGGAUGAUGUACGCCCGCGGUCACCCGGAAGUGUACAACAGCUGGGCCCGAGGGGGUGCCACGGGUUGGGCAUACGACGAGAUCGUGCAUUAUUUCGAACGAGCCGAAGACCCCGUGGACCCGACCAUACUGUCCGAUAAACCGAGAACCGUGCCCGUACCAGGGCCAAUGAAAAUCCAAUACUACAAGAACAGACCGGUGUUCGCGGACGAGGUAUUAAAAGCCGCGUCCGAACUUGGUUACAGAACGUCGAAACUGAAAGAGUAUACUCAGACCGGGUUCAUGGUCGCGCCUAUGACGACCGAGAAUGGUAUACGCGAGACGACCUCGAGGAACUACUUGAGGCCCGUGAAGGGCAGAUACAAUUUGCAAGUUUUGAUAAACGCCCAGGUGACCAAAGUUCUGAUGAACCAAUGGCAGAGGAAGGCGCUCGGCGUGGAGCUGGUCGACAAAGACGGUUACAGAAGGAUCGUGAAGGCCAAUAAGGAAGUGAUCCUGACCGCGGGGGCGAUAGGUUCUCCGCACAUUUUAAUGAACUCCGGUAUCGGACCGAAGGAGCAACUGAGUAAAUUGGGGAUGAACGUCGUGACGGAUCUGCCUGUGGGCAAGAAUCUGCAUAACCACGUGUCAGUGGGAGUUCACUAUACUAUAAAAGACACCGCGUACGAGCCGAUGACUAUGAACAGCGUGAACGAGUAUUUAGAAACGAGGACGGGUGCCAUGGCGAGCACUGGGUUGACCCAAGUGACCGCGUUCCUCGAGAGCAGCUACGCCCCGACUGGUGUACCCGAUAUACAAAUGUUCUUCGACGGUUUCUCGCCCAACUGCCCGAAAACUGGACUGGACUUCGAGUGCCUGACCGGCGCACUCGACCUCUGUCCCGACAGGAGAGCGAUCGUAAUCAGGCCUACGACGGUCACCGUCGCCAGUCGAGGAUACAUGAAACUCCGCUCUGGCGAUCCCUUGGCACCGCCGUUACUUUAUCCGAAUUACUUUACUAAUACGAAAGACUUGAAAGUGUUGAUCGAGGGUAUUCAAAAAUCUAUCGACCUCACCAAGACGGAGACUAUGAAGAAGUGGGACCUUCGAUUGAACCCCGUAGUUCCUCCUCUUUGUGCAAAUGAUCAUUUCGGCAGUGACGCUUUCUGGGAAUGCUACGUGAGAGUAUCGACCGGACCUGAGAACCAUCAAGCCGGUACCUGCAAGAUGGGCGCGAUCGACGAUCCGUCGGCCGUCGUGGACCCGGAGCUCCGAGUUCGCGGCGUGCCGAACGUCCGAGUCGCGGACGCGUCCGUGUUUCCGACGGUGCCCAACGGUAACCCCAUUGCGGCGAUCAUGAUGACCGCGGAGAAGGCGGCCGACAUGAUCGCGAAUACGUGGAAGUGAACUGUGUUCGUGACUAUUUGUAAUAGUGAUGGCCGUGUGAAUCGAAACAUUAGAAUACUGAAAACUCUUAAGAUGAUCAGGGCGAUCAGAAGCAGCUUCGAGUCUCAUCGAAACUUACACUACGUAGACUGCGGAGUAAAACAUUUAUGGCAAUCAAUUGAUAGAUUCUCAUUCAAAUUUCUUUUCUUAUUUAAAAUUUACAAUAAAAUGAGUGAAAUUCUCCACGUUUUUAUAAUGCAAAGUUUAUAAUUUCUGUAACGAUUUAUUUAUAAAUGCAUAAAAUCUGCAGUCUACUUAAAUGCUUUGAACGAGAUUCGAACCGUUUCAGAUCCCAUCACUGUUCGUGACCCAUGAACUCUGUGGACUAUGAACGAAACGUCUCGCUGCUAUCAAGAUCGCUUAAAAAAAGAGACCGUUCAGACUUGCAUUUUAGAAGCCUUAUUUCCUUAUCUUAGAAGGAUACUAGUCUGCACACUGUCACAUACAACAUAAUACUCGUGUUUGUGCUACUUCGACAAGUCCUUUGAUUCUCCACUAUCUUUCGAAGGCUUUCGAACGACACAGAUUAUAUUAUUCAACAUUUGUGUUCCCCUUAGAAAAAGAAUUGAAAAACUAAACGAGAAACGUGCCAACAAUCUAAUCAAUAUAAAUUCAAAUAUCCUUGUUUAAAACGCCUGAAAUACUUAAUCGAAACUGUUAGACGAAAAUCAGGAAGAGGUGAGAUCUGAUUGGAAUCGGAAUUGAAAGUUAAAAAAAUAACAGUCUAAUACGAGUUUGACUUAUGUGCCAUAGGCGACAGGAUAUAAUGUGAAUUAUGAGACAGCACUGUGUACGUCCCUGAUUUUGUACAUAGACCAGGAGCAUACAAUAUAAAAAGAAUAAUAAAUACUGAACGAAAAUAACAUUUAUAAAUUGUACUAUUAUAUUAGUGAUAAGAAUAAUCCUUUAGAACAGCGUUUCAGUGGAACACGUGUGUCAUGAAUGAAAUAUAUUAUUUAUUUGAAAUAUUCUAUAGACUCCUCUUGUUAAGAACUAUUAUACUAUAUAUUCGUACUAUGUAAUAGUCAAAUAAUUGUAUAAUAAUUCCAUUUCAGGUUCUUAUACAAUAGAAUAUCAGAAAUUUUAAAUAGAUAAAAUGAAUAUUGAAAUGUAUUGUAUUAUACGUACAUAACUUGCACGUGAUCGCAUGAACUCCACGUGAUCGCAUAAAUUACAACAAAGUAAAUGAAAUACGUUUAGUAUCGCCCUAUUAUGAGUUGUAUUAUAUUAUUGCUAAAAAGUAUUUUACAAGUAUUUAAAUAAUUUAAGCAGUAGAAUUUCUACUCAAGGCUAGAUUAUAUCAGAACAAUUCGAGUUAUCAGAUACAUAUUCAUAUACAUAUUUCUUCGUUGCACGUACACACUUAUUGACGCACAAUAUGGAACAAUAAUAAUGCGUUAUAUUUUUGAAAACUGAAACAAACCGUUAUCUGUUUUUAAUUUCUUCGAAACUUUCACGUAUUUCAUUUAUAUAAAUAAGAGGACCGAUUUCUAUUUUUUAGUGCCUCAUCUCCACUUCUAAAAUCUAGAACUACCGAUUUUUUUUCAUAUACAUAUACUUUGUUCCAUGUCCUCACCAUUUAAGGAGAAAUGCGACGCUUUUCAACAGGAAACACAGUCGCGUUUCACCUGGGCAAUAACAAACAUAAUCUCGAGUGUUACACUUUUAUUUGUGAUAUCAUGUUAAAGUGUAAAAUUGGACGAUUAAUAAAAUGGACAGUUUUGUAUA
Molecule: messenger RNA, 4034 nt
Organism: Ceratina calcarata
Lineage: Eukaryota; Metazoa; Arthropoda; Insecta; Hymenoptera; Apidae
Product: glucose dehydrogenase [FAD, quinone]
Exons: 6
Coding region: 342-2267 (641 amino acids)
Molecular function (GO): oxidoreductase activity, acting on CH-OH group of donors; flavin adenine dinucleotide binding
Source: RefSeq, a predicted model, not a curated record